AUGUCUAAUAUAAAAAAAAGUAUUUAUUUUUAUAAGGAUUGGAAUGAUGAAAUUGAAUCCGAAUUUUACAGUGAAGAAAAUAAUGUUAGUGUAAAUGAAAAUAGUAAAAAAAGUUCAGCUAAUUUAAUCAAUGAAGAAAUUAUAGAGAAAGAAAAAAGUAUAGAAAAUUCGGUACAUCUAGAACAUAAUAAUACGUAUAAAAAUUCUGGGGAUUCUAUUUUUUAUGAUGUAGAAAAUUCACAAGAAAAUAAACAUUCCUCAUUUGAACAUGAAAAGACAAAGUCAUCAAAGAAAUCGUUCUAUUCUAUAUAUGAUGAUACCGACGAAGAUGAAGAUAGUGAUUAUCACAUUUUAAAGGAUAAUCGGAAAGAAAAGAUGUUAUCCUUAUGUAAUAAAAAAACGAUGGAUAUAUACGAGAAAGAAGGAUUCUUUAAUGAGACCCCUUUGAAUAAUAAUGACAAUAUGUUAAAUGAAAAUAAUAAUUUUAACAAUGUAGAUAACCAAAUUAAUAAUAAUAAUAAUAAUAAUGAUAAUAAUAAUAAUGAUAUUUAUAGUAAUAAUUUUAUGCAUAUUUAUGACACAGAAGCAUUAUUCAGUAACAACACGGAGAAAGAAAAAUACGAUUCAGAUGAUUCUCAUAAAUAUACCAGUUCAAAUAAUUUAAGUGAAAAAAUAAAAAGGGAUAUAAUUAUUAAAAAUGUUUUAAGAAAAAUUAACACACUAAUCACCAAUUUUAAAAUGAAUAAAUCAGAAAUUAAUGUUUCAUAUAUUGGUAUAUUUACAAUUUUGAAGAAAUAUUUAUAUAUUAUAAAAAAUAAAAAAAUGAUUUUCAUAAAAAAAAAAAGAUACACAAAGAAAAUGCAUUCAUGCAACAAUAAAGAUAUGAAAAAAAAGUUCUGUAGAAUUAAAACAUUUUAUUGCUUGAAAAGGAAAUUUUUAUAUAAUGUGGAUAUUAAGUUUUUGAUAAAAGAAAAGCAUUUUCUUAAAUAUUUAUAUCUAUGUACCUUAAAAAAAAAAAUACAAGCUCAUUACAACAAGCAGAAAAGAAAAUCUGAAAAAGUAUUAAACAAAUUGAUAAAGUAUAUAAUAAAUAAUGAAAUAAAGAAAAAAAGUAAAAACAAAAUAAAUAAAACUACAUCAAAUGAUGAUAUCAACGAUAUCAAAAAUGAUAAAUAUGAUAUGGACAGAAAAAUAAAAAAUUACAUUUUUAAAAAUAAAAGAAGUUUACUCAAUUAUAAAUAUUAUAAUUCAAAAGAUUAUUCUGUAAAAAAAUAUCUGACUGAAUUUUUUGUCAACAUGAAUAAGUCUGAUGAUCAUAAAAUGUCGGAUCAAAGUUAUGUUGAACAUCCAAAUAUUGAUAACAACUCUUUUGAUAAGGAUAUUACAAAUAUGUGUACAAUUUAUGAGGAUAAAAAUGAUCAAAAUGGUGAAAAUGAUGAUAUUCGUAAAAAUGAUGAAAAUGAUGAAAUUCGUAAAAAUGAUGAAAAUGGUGAUAAUGAUGAAAUUCGUAAAAAUGACGAAAUUCGUAAAAAUGAUGAAAUUCGUAAAAAUGACGAAGAUUGUAAAAAUAGUAAAAAUAAUAACUAUGAAGAAAUAAAUAAUAUAGAAAAAGAAAAAACAAAUGAAGAUGUUCAUAAUGAUGAAAUCUAUAUGACUUAUAUAAAAGAUGAAACAAAAUUAAUGAAUUCUGAAAGUUUCGCAACAUCACAAGAUAUGAAUAAUUCUAUUAAAGAAAAUAAUAAUAACAAAAAUUGUCAUAAUAUGGAUAAUGGUACCGAUUCGGUAGAUAAUUUAAGUGUAUGUAAAGAAUAUGUUAACGAUAUGAAAAGAGAACAUGAUAUACAUAAUGAUAUUAAUUAUAAGGACAAAAAUAAUGAUACAUAUGAGGAGAAAUAUUAUAAUAGCAUAAGUUAUAUAGAUGAGAGUGUACAAAAUGUUUCUUACGAUAAUGAAAUUCAAAAAAGUUAUAGUGAUGAAAUCAUACAAAAUGGUAGUGAUGAAAUUGUACAAAAUGGUAGUGAUGAAAUCAUACAAAAUGGUAGUGAUGAAAUCAUACAAAAUGGUAGUGAUGAAAUUGUACAAAAUGGUAGUGAUGAAAUCAUACAAAAUGGUAGUGAUGAAAUCAUACAAAAUGAUGACGAUAUAGUUAUACCAAAUGAUGGCGAUAAAAUUAUACAAAAUGAUGGGGAUAAAAUUAUACAAAAUGAUGACGAUAUAAUUAUACCAAAUGAUGGCGAUAUAGUUAUACCAAAUGAUGGCGAUAUAAUUAUACCAAAUGAUGGCGAUAAAAUUAUACAAAAUGAUGGGGAUAAAAUUAUACAAAAUGAUGACGAUAUAAUUAUACCAAAUGAUGGCGAUAAAAUUAUACCAAAUAAUAGUGAUGAACAUUUAAGUAGCGAUUAUGAUCAAAAAAGCCUUAACUAUCAUAGUAGUAAAAGUUAUAUUAGUGAUAGUGAAGAAAAUAUACAUUAUGAAUCAAACAUAAAGGAUGUUAAUAAUUAUAGCAGUGAACAUUAUCUUAGUGAUUACUGUUAUGAUAAAAAUAGUAGUAAUUAUAACAAUAGUGAAGGUUAUAUUAAUAAUAAUGUUGAAAAAGAGAAUGAUCAAUAUGAUGAAAAAAGAAGUAUCCAAUAUAAUGGAAAUUCAUAUGAUAAAAGUUAUAGUUAUUAUAGUGAUAGGGCACAAAAAGAUAUUUAUGGUUACAAAAGUAUAUGUAGUGAAGAUAAUAGUAAAAAUAUGAAUUAUAGUAAAGAUAGCAUAGCAAUUAUUAAAAGCAUUACAAGUGCUAACUCUGAAGAAAAAAAAGAAAUGAAAUACAAUAAAAAUAUUAUAUAUAAUAAUGACUGUAAUGAUUGUAAUGAUUAUAAUGUUAAUUCUUUUUAUGAUCUCUAUGAUCAAGAACAAUUUGAUGAAAUAUCACAAAAAAAUAAAAUCAUUACAAGAAUUGGAAGCUUCGUAACAAAUAAAAGUGUUUAUCAAUACGAAAAAUAUAAAAAGGACCAAUCAAGUACAAGUGUAGUAAUUCCCUCAAAAUAUGAUACACAUUUUAAUGAUAUAGAAAACAAAAUGGAAAAAGAAAUAAGAAGAAGCUUUGAACAAUUUUUUAAUAUUCCUAUACAAUAUAAUGAUUUAAAAAAUACUGAAGAAAUGAAACAUACUAAUGAAUAUAUAAAGCAAUCAAAAGAAGAAAUAAAAAAUAUGGAGAAUCAACAAGGAAUUAAUAUAAUAAAACAAUCAAAUUAUUCUUCAUCAAUGCAAAAUAUAAUGAAUAUAAAUGAAGAAGAAUAUAUUCCCUUAAAUCAAAACAUGAGAGUAGAAUCUAUUCCAAACCUUUACCAAUCUUUUGAAAAUAUUAAUAGUAAUUAUAAUAUUAAUACAAACAAAGAAGAAAUAGAAGACGAAAAAGAUAAAAAUAAUAAAAAUAUAAAUAAAAAUAUAAAAAAUUAUCCUUAUAAUGAUGAUAGUGAUGUACAACUUAACGAAGAGGACAUAAUUACAGAAAAACAUGAUGAUACAACUAAGAUGAUAAGAAAACAAGAACAAAUAUAUAAAAUAUAUUCACGUUUGCAAAAUAGAAUUUUAAAUGAUUUUAAAAAAGGUUGCUUAAAAAAAAUGAAAAAAAUAUUUAAUAAAAAAUGUAAAAAAAUUGAAAAAGAUAUUUCUCAAAAUUUACAAAGUGUGGUCCAAAAUUAUAACUUAAGUGACAUUAAUUGUUCAGAAUUUGUAAAUAUAUAUAAAAAGAAAUCAAAAAAAAAGAAAAAGACAAAAAAUGUAAAGAGCAAAAAAUGGGGAAACAAUAUGCACUUAUUCAAAAAUGAACAUAAUGAUAUGAAAGAUGAGCAAUGUGUAAAAAGCAUUCAUAAUGAUGAAAAAAAAAUGACUGAUCGAUUUUAUGAGAUAGAUAAUAUAAAGAACAGUGAUCAAAACAUUAUGAAUAACAACACUUGUUAUGAUAAAAAAUGCGAUAUUAUUAAUAAUUACACUUAUAAUAUUAUUCAAUACGAUGAUGAGAAAUACAAAAUAUGUGACCCAUCAAAGGUGUACCCUUACUACUAUGUUACUAAAAAUGAAGAAGCUACAUAUAAUAAUCCGUAUUAUUACAAUGAAUAUAAUUAUGAAGAUUUUAACAAACUUGAUAAUGAACAUUCAAAAGAUAAAUAUGGAGAAAACGCUUUAAUAAAUUACGUUUACUUAAACAAGGGAAAUGUUUACAAGAAUGUAGAAAAGAAUGAGAAAAAUAAAAAAAAUAAGGAACGUACUCAUGUAAAUACAGAAAUCAAAUUAAAUAUCUACCAACGAAAAGAAAGUUCUGAUUCAAAUUCAAAAGAAAAUAUAGAUAUGAAUAAUUUGGAAUGUACAAGUUUGUAUUUUACUAAAAAUGAUCUCCAGAAUAAAAAUAAAUUAUUUGAUCUUUUAAGAAAUAUUGAUAAAAAAAAUUUACGUGAUGUUAUCUUUAAAAUAUUCGCUGUUAUAAAUUCAAAAAGGUUCAAUGGAGAUAUGAUUGGUGAAAAAGGAAAAUUCAAAAAUAACGAAAUUACGAAAUAUAUAAAAAAUAAAAAUGUAUUUAAUAAAAUUAAACCAUAUAAAAAAAAUACAAACUAUAAGAAUAGGAAGGAGAAUAAGAAGGAGAAUAAGAAGGAGAAUAAGAAAGAGAAUAAGAAUAAUAAGAAGAAGUUACAUAGUUUUUUUAUAAGAAAUAAAUUAAUUUAUAACAAUAAUAAUAAUAGUAAUAAUAAUAAUAUUUGUAAGAAUAAGAACAAUAUACAAAAAAUAAGCAAACAAAAGAAAAUUAAUAAAAUUUUCUAUCCUACAAAUAUAUAUAAAAGAAUGUACCAGAAAAUUAAAGAAAAUAACAAAAAUAUGGAAGGAAACCAAAAAAUUAUAGAGACAUAUAAUACGAAAUAUAAAUUAAUAAAUGUACCAAAUAAGGAGAUAUAUUUCCAUAAAAAUGAAAAUAAUAAUAUUGGGGUAAAGAAAACAUUACCUGUUUAUAUUUAUCGAAUGACGAUGAAACAAAAAAAUAAAUAUAUACCUAUUAAAAAAUUUAAUUAUUCCUAUUUAUUUAUAGAAAAAAAAAAGAAAAAUUAUAAUUCUUCCACAAGAAAUAAUAAAAUUCUACCAUAUUAUUAUUUUUUUGAUUUAAAUAAUUUUACUCAAAAUAUGAAACAAAAUUUAUAUUUUAAGCCUAUGGUUACUAACAAGAAAAGUGUCUACAAUGAGUAUAUACCAACUUUGGAAAAUAAUAAAAAUAUAUAUGUAACAAAUAAUAUGAUAAAUCUAUAUAAUAAUAAUAAUGAUAAUAAUAAUAAUAAUAGUAACAAUAAUAAUAAGUAUUAUAAUAUGAGCACAAAUGUCGAUGGGAAGAACAUUUUUUUUGAUGGUAAUAAGACAUGUAUGUAUUAUUAUUCCAAAGAUUAUAUAAGUAAUGAAGAUAUUCAUACAAAAUAUAUUAUGGAUAAAUGUAGUGAAUAUAAAUGUUCAUUAAGCAUGGAAAAAAAAACAAAUGACAAUUUUGAUAAUCAUAAGCCUAUAUUAAAUGAUAUCCAGCAAAAAAAUAUAACUGAAAAGGAAGAUGACCAUAAAGUAUCUUUAAAUAAGGAAAUUCAUAUAGAUGUUGACCUUAAAGAAAAAAUAAAUGAUAAUAAAGUAGUAAGUAAUAUUGUAUAUGUAGAUCAUAAGAAUGAAAUUAUGAAUGAAAAAAUGGUAUGUGUAGAUGAUAAUAUAAAAGAUACCUAUAUAGUUAAUGAAAAUAAUGAAUUAGUAAAAAUGGAUAACUACGAUAGUAACCUUCAAACAAUACUAUCUACAGAUAAAAAAUUAAAUGAUGAUAAGAUAUUUAGUUAUGCCAUAAGACAAUAUUAUUACAAUCUGAAUAAGUGUACUCUUUGUGAUAAAGAAAAUGGGAAAAAAUGUCACCCUUUAAUAUAUAAUAAUAAUAAUAAUAAUAUGAUUUCCGAAAAUGCACAUCAGAAUAAAGGGGAGAAAAGUCAAAAUUAUAAUAUACAAAAUAAUAAGGUCGUAAAAAGUGAUGAUCAUUAUAUAAAUGAUGACUCCUUAUCAAAAGGAACAAAAAAAACAACCUUAAAAAAAAGUAACAACAUUAAAAAAGAUAUAAUAAAUAAUAUUAACAAAACGAAUAAUAGUAGUAAUAGAAAUAUUAAUUAUGCAUGUAAUAGUGUGGUACAAGUUAAAAAUAAUGUAAUAAAUGUUGAAACUCAGAAAAAACAAAAACAAAAUGAUAACAAAGAAAUAUAUAAUUUAUCAUUUACUAAUGAAAAGGUUAUACCAUCUUACUACACAAAUUUAGUAAAAAAAUAUAAAAAUGAUGUUGGAAAAUGUAUACUGAAAAAUAUAUACAACGGUAGUGAAUAUUUUAAAAAUAGUAAUAUAAAAUAUACGUGUAUGAAUAAUAUAUAUAUGAAUAAAAUAUACCAAAAAAAAAAAAACAUAUAUACAAAUAAAACACAUAUGAUGCAUAAUAAAUAUGUCAAUCAAGUAUAUCAAAAAGAAUAUGAUAAACCAAAUGUAACUAAAUAUCAACUAAAAGUAAAAAAAAUUACUUUUAAUAGUAAAAAUCAAAGUAAACAAAUAAAUAAUACAAUUUUUAAUAAUUUGGAUUUAUAUAAUAAUAAAAAUUAUGAUUAUUUUUAUUAUAAUAAAAAUUGCAAUUUAGAAAGCUCAAUUAAAUUAAAAAAUAAUAAUAUUGAAAGCUUUCAAAUAUGUUCUAUUAAUUCUCCAAUAAAUCACAAAGCCACAAAUACAAACUACAAGCACAAUGUUGAAAAUAUUUGUAUUUUUAAAGACUUUUAA
This is a messenger RNA of Plasmodium falciparum 3D7, 6810 nucleotides long. RefSeq names its product basal complex protein BCP1 (gene BCP1). The record is from RefSeq and is a predicted model, not a curated record. NCBI's taxonomy places the organism in Eukaryota, Apicomplexa, Aconoidasida, Haemosporida, Plasmodiidae.